UGCCACCGGCGGGAUACAAGGGGACACACGCAGCACUGAGGAGGAAGUGAGACGAAGUGACCGCGUUCAAACAAAGUGUCCGUGAGUUUCUGUUGGGAAAGCAUCAAGAUCUGCGGCAAACUGUGCAGGAUUGCGUUCAUCUCCAAAAUCCGGGUUGCAGCCGGUUUUUCACCUUAAUCUAUCAACUAAACGUAUGGACUUAUGGAAGUUUCCACCUCUGUAUCUCAUGAAUUUGCGACCACUGCAAAAUAAAAGAGGGAAAAGAAAGAAAGCAACUGUCUGAUUGAUGAGUGGAGUCCUGCUCAAACCCUGGGUGAUUGGCAGGAGGAGGAGAGUCUGACGGAGGAGCAGAGGAAUGUUGGCAGCCAUUUAGUCUGAGCUCAACAACGGAGGAAACAUGGAUUCUUCACAAAAAAAAUGUAAACGCAGUAAUGGAGUGAGAUGUCGGACCUCUGAGGAGGAUAAGGAUGGUUCAGCAAAAACAGCAAAAAGAGAUGAAUCACUGAGUUGUGCGCAAUGUGGCAAGACUUUUGUCACAGCAACAAAGCUAAGAAUUCACAAACGUAUUCACACUGUGGACAAACCAUUCAGUUGUGAUCAGUGUGGAAAAGCUUUUACUCUGAAGAGUGAUCUCGCAAAACAUCAACUUAUUCACAGUGGAGUGAAACCAUUCAACUGUGAUCAGUGUGGAAAAGCUUUUACUCAGAAGGGUCACUUAAAAAGCCAUCAACUCAUUCACAGUGGAGUUAAACCUUUCAACUGUGAUCAAUGUGGAAAGGCUUUUAAUCAGAAGAGUAAUCUAACAAGCCAUCAACUCAUUCACAGUAGAGUUAAACCAUUAAGCUGUGAUCAGUGUGGAAAGGCUUUUAUUCACAAGAGUCAGUUAAAAAGUCAUCAACUCAUUCACAGUGGAGUUAAACCAUUCAGCUGUAAUCAUUGUGGAACGGCUUUUACUCACAAGAGUACUCUAGCAAAUCAUCAACUCAUUCACAGUGGAGUGAAAUUGUUCGGCUGUGAUCAGUGUGGAAAGGCUUUUACUACCAAGAAAACGUUAAGAAGUCAUCAACUCAUUCACAGUGGAGUUAAACCAUUCAACUGUGAUCAGUGUGGAAAAGCUUUUACUCAGAAGAGUAACUUAAAAAGUCAUCAACUCAUUCACAGCGGAGUUAAACCAUUCAACUGUGAUCAGUGUGUGAAAACCUUUACUCAACAUGAACAGUUGUUGAUCCAUCAAUGCCCCCAUUCUGGUCGAAAGCGGUACCACUGUGACUCCUGUGAGAAAACUUUCAGCUCCCAACAGAGAUUAAAACGUCACCAACGCAUCCACACUGGACAUGAUGUGUACGCAUGUGAUUACUGUGGCAAACCAUUUCUAUUGUACUCGCAGUUAAAAGCUCAUGAAGUGACCCACACUGGGGUUAAACCAUACAUUUGUGACCAGUGUGGGAAACGCUACAGCUACAUUGCACAUCUCAAAAUUCACCAACGUGUCCACACUGGGGAGAGACCAUACAGAUGUGACGAGUGUAAGAAGACUUUUACAACUUUGGGUUCCCUGAAACAACACCAGCAGAUCCACACCAGAAAGAAAGCAUUCAAUCAGUGUCACAGUGAGCAGAACGGAACAGAUGGACAAAACUCUCAGACUUGUCAGCACUCUGCCAAUGGUGAACAGUGCUGCUUUGACCAGUCUGGACCAACGUCCAACCAACAGGGAACCCUACAACGACACCAGCGUAUGCACACUGGACACAGACUGAACCCCUGCCAAGAAGAUUUCUCCAUGCAGGGUUCAGUAAAAGUUCAUGAAGUCCUCCACAAACUUAGUCCUUGAGAUCCGGCUUCACAGAAUUCUGGUCUAAUUUCUUGUUGAGUGUCUUAAUUGUAAAAUCUAUUAAGAGGAAAGCUGUCGUUAACAGACGUGACUGGUAAAUUAAUGAAAUCAUUCAAAGUGGUUAUUCAGUUAAAUGAAUUAUCAGUGGUAGAGGGAUAGACGUCUGGAUGGAGGCAGUGAGCAGCAGGGCGAAUUUCCAGCUUAAUGGUUCCUCAGAUCCCUCUAGGCUGCAGGAACCUGUUGGAUGCAGAGCUGGUUCAGUGAUUCUCUGAUGGUUAAGCAUAAUUAUAUUGUUAAAACACAAGAAUUGUUCACCAGUCGAGCCUUUUUUAACCCUUACCUCAGGUUAAAUUUGGUCCAGCUCUCCGUUUAAAGGGUUAGAUUCUAUCUGCCUUUUUGUAUUCCACCUAACAAGUUUCAGCAGAAUAAAUUAAGCUGGAGUCGAGAGACACUCGCCCAGGUUCUGACUGCCUUGCUUCCGAAUGUCUCACCCCUCUUAUCUGAUAAAUGCUAUCCCACCAAGCAGCCUUUCUAAGUAGUAGAAUUGAUCUAUCAUUCACGUUCGUUAUCGGUCAGCUUCUCUCUAAGGACUUGCAUGCACUUGGUGCUAUUCCUGGGUUCGUUUUAGAGGUUUGGAAAGAACUAACCUCAGGGGUAAUGUUUAAACACUCUCACUUUGGACUAAGUAACCUUUAAGAACCAUUGGAUUGAAUGCACACAAUCAACUUAACUUUUUACCACUAUGCAGAUUUUUAGUGGUUUAUAAUAAUUUCAUUAGGCUUCUCUUUAAAUGCAAUAAAGCGCUUUAUUAAGCAAGUUUAGCAAGGGCACAGCAUCAAUUCAUGAUUAAAACAAUUAAUUAUUUCUGAUUAAAAAUGAUCCUAAAGUAACUAAAUUGAGCGUACCUGACAAUCUUCUCUAAUUGUUAAAUUUAGGAGAGAGAGCGAACAGCGUGGCCACUACCGUAUCACUCGGUCUUGACUUGCGUCUGGGAGGAGUCCUCAGUUGUCCAGAGGACUCGUUACGAUGUCUUCUUUGUGGACAAAAGGAUCUUAUCCCUCGGCAGGGGGGAGCGGAGGAACCCUGUAAGCCAAUCGUGGUCUGGCAGUUAUCUCUGGAAUCGGCUGGAACGUUAGUGCUUACGCUCUGUGGUAUGGUGGUGAUGGAAAACCUUCGUCUGUUCAGGCUGUAGUGGGUCACUGGGUCUCCCAGCCCCGGGGAGGGGAACAGCCCAGUGCUGUUGCCUCCUUUGCCUCUUCGGGUGUAGUCGGUUCUCCCCUCUAUUGGUUUCUUCUGGAUAACUGCAGAACCUCUUCGGACUCUCCGUUGGGCAGAGUGUGGUCUUCGCUUGUUGAACAAAGUCGGAAAAAGACUUUGCUUCCAACGAUAUCCUCAGCGAUCUCUGGAGCCUAAGUCCCGCGUAGUCUUCCCGUCUCUAGGGCAAUAGAGGAAGGUGAAGAUUCUUCAGAACUCCGGCCAAGUUCCCUUUGCAGCUCUUCUUGCAGCUCCGGCGAACAUCUCCCGUCUAACUCUUCUGUGCUGCCGCUCUUAUACGCUCUCCUCUACACACAUCUCUGGCUAGGUACGCCCUCUGACACCGUCUAACUUAUGCAAUCGACUUGUCAUCACAUACAGCAGUAAUACAGAAGUCAUGUUGUUACAGCAAAUACACAGUGUCCACAUUCUGUUUAACACACACACAUUUCAGCCAGCCCUCUUGGGUUUUUCCCAAACUUCCCUUUUUUCCGAGGAGGCUGCAAUGUCAUUGUGGCUGCCGAGUCAUGGUGAUUGUUGUUUUCUGCACUUCUGCUUUCUUAAGGCCUGGACACACAAAGCCUAUGAGGCCUGUACGCACACACAGAGCCUAAACAAGGAUUACUUCACAUAGAAUCACUUCUUAAAUCAUUCUUCUCAAUCUGAACAUAAUAAAUCAUCUGAAUCAUUACUUUAAUCAAAUCAACACUUUAAAAAUGUAUAUAUAUUUCAGCAAGCAUAAUCAUAUGGUUAACUUAUAAUGUUUCUUCGUAAGAUCUUUAUUUGUCUGCUUCAAAACCUUUAUCUUAGGGCCAUAAUGAGCCUGACUCCUUUCUGAGACCUCAACAUCUGCAUCUUACUUGACAGAAUUAAUGUUUUGGUUCCAAUCACAUUGUAUUUGCAUGUAGCUCUGUGUUUUCUGCUCCAGGAAUUGGGUGAUGUGUAUGACCUUGCACCCACAGCUGGUUGCUCAUGUUACUUCCAUGUGAUCUGCCAUUAAAACGGCCACAUUCUACCAUAAACACUGUAAAUAAUAACACACCUGCUCAAAGUUAAAGGCCAACAUAUGACCCAAACAUGACAUGGAUUUGGUGCCACUUUGAACUAAGAUGAUCUCUUCUGUUAAACAAACCGUUGAUUGUGAAUCUUUUUUCCAGAUAUGAAGCUGCUCCUUCCAGGUCCACAGACAGUAAACAAAACAAAGCUCUCUGUAAAAACCCUCAGAAUGUUGAAUAGAAUAAAUGUGGACAGUUUCAUGACUGUAAGAGAAGAUUUCUGGAUCAGUUUGGUCAUUUUGAGGCUAAUUUUGCUCAUUUUGUGUCAGAAUGUGUUUAAUUUUGAUCAGUUUACAUCUUUUGGUCCGUUUUUAAAAAUGUUGCAUCUUUUCAUGUUUUUUUGGUUGUAAUUUUGGUUAUUUUGAUCUUUUUGUCUGUUUUGCUCAUUUUAUCUCUCAUUUUAGUCAUUUUACACCCGUUUCAGAUUGCUUUUUUUCAUUUUGUGUCUCAUUUUUGUCAUUUUGUUGCUAAUUUUUGUGUCUGGUUUUUGUCAUUUUUGCUUAAUUUUAGUCCCAUUUUGCCACUUUUGGUCUUUUUUUAAUGUCCAUUUUGUAAUUGUAUGGUAUUUUUCUAUCUUGGUCGGAUGUUUUAUGUUCCAUUUUGGUCAUUUUGUGUCCCAUUUGAACUGUCCCAUAACAUUGUUGGACCGUUCAGUAGACUCUGGGUCUUUUUCUCACCACUGAAAAAGUUUGUCCAUUUUUGUCUCAUUUUGGUCAUUUUAUAGAUUAGAUAAAACGUGACUGUCAUUACACAGAGAACAAGUACUAAGACAGUAAAUGCAUUUUUAAAAAGUCCGUUGUGAUGUCAGAGAGAAGAACUAACAACUGUUACCUGUUAUGUAUUGUGGGUUACAGAACUAAUCUCUGCCUGCUGUGAGGUGUCAUUAUUAUUUCAAAGAGUCACUAGAGGGCGCACUGAUAUACUGGAGUGUGUGAAAAUAAAUGGCUCGAAUGGCCGCAGCAGGAAA
Molecule: messenger RNA, 5110 nt
Organism: Acanthochromis polyacanthus (spiny chromis)
Lineage: Eukaryota; Metazoa; Chordata; Actinopteri; Pomacentridae
Product: zinc finger protein OZF-like
Exons: 6
Coding region: 398-1834 (478 amino acids)
Source: RefSeq, a predicted model, not a curated record